Molecule: messenger RNA, 171 nt
Organism: Lithohypha guttulata
Lineage: Eukaryota; Fungi; Ascomycota; Eurotiomycetes; Chaetothyriales; Trichomeriaceae
Exons: 2
Coding region: 1-171 (56 amino acids)
Source: RefSeq, a predicted model, not a curated record
AUGUUUCCAGCAGAGAAGGAUCCUACUGGUGAUCCGGAGACGUGGACGGGCCAUGAGUUGAGACGAUGGUUGAAGAACAGAGAUAACUACGAACCAAGCUCGAAGCUGAGCCGUGAUGAGCUUGUUACAAAGGUCAAGGCCAAGAUGAGCGUGGGAAGUCAGCUGAAAUGA